This is a messenger RNA of Cydia strobilella, 2359 nucleotides long. RefSeq lists its product as uncharacterized. The transcript is spliced from 16 exons. NCBI's taxonomy places the organism in Eukaryota, Metazoa, Arthropoda, Insecta, Lepidoptera, Tortricidae. The record is from RefSeq and is a predicted model, not a curated record. Bases 133 to 2358 code for a protein of 741 amino acids. Gene Ontology annotation, biological process: carbohydrate metabolic process. Gene Ontology annotation, molecular function: hydrolase activity, hydrolyzing O-glycosyl compounds.
GAAAUAAUAACAGAAGACAACGUUAACUACCGGUUCUUUCCUGUGAAAGAUCGCACCUCAGUGUCGUUUAAAGUAGAUGCUCAUAACGAUGCCCACGUAGCUCUCAGCAAACAUCCUUAUUUCUCCGUUCCCAUGUAUGAGCUCGUUAUUGGAGGCUGGGGUAACACAAAGAGCGUGUUUAGAAGAUUAACCUGCUUGCCACGUGAAAAAGAUGAAGCUGUGACCCCUGGGGUCCUAAACGUUCAGGAAUAUCGAGGAUUUUGGAUAAAAUGGGAUAAUGGAAACAUUUUGGUUGGACGCGAGGGAGAGGACAAACCUUUUAUGUCUUGGCAAGACCCGAAGCCUUCUCCAGUGACGCAUGCGGGCGUGAGAACUACCUGGGGCUCAGAAGGGAACUGGAAAAUAGCAAACGGCUCACACUACAACGGCGGAAAUGAACAAAUUAUUGAUGUGGCAACAAAAGUGGACGCUCAAGCUCAGUACUUCCCGGUGUCGGGCAGCGCAAUGCAUUUUAAAGUGCGCGCGCGGAAUGAUGUCACGAUUGAACUGACCAGUCAGCCUCGCCAAACUGACCCCAUGUAUGAGAUCGUUAUUGGAGGUUGGAGUAAUUCAAAAAGCGUGAUAAGAAAGUACAUUUGUCACAUAGCAGAAAAAGAUAAACGCCAAACGCCCGAAAUUCUGAACGACAAAGAGUUCCGCGAGUUCUGGUUACGGUGGGACCAUGGAAACAUCGUGGUUGGUCGAGAAAACGAGGCCCAACCUAUCCUAUCGUGGCAAGACCCUGAUCCGGUGCGCGUUGCUUAUGUAGGUGUGCGAACGACAUGGGGCUCUACUGGCAAUUGGAAAUUAGCGAGUGGUUCUAAUAAGGGCGGGGAUAGCAUUGAUGUAGCAACGGAAAACGAUGUGAAGUGGCAGUUCUUCCCGGUACAGGGUGAUUCGAUGCGGAUCAGAGUGCGCGCAAGUAACGAUGCGACUAUCGGACUCGCCACUCACCCCUGGGAAACUGAUCCGAUGUAUGAGGUCGUCCUCGGAGGCUGGGGAAACACUAAGAGCGUGCUCAGAAGAUUUUGCUGUAUGAACCCUGAUAAAGCCGAAGAAGAAACCAAUGCGAUAUUAAAGAGCGGAGAUUCGCGAGGGUUCUGGGUGCGCUGGGACGGCGGGAACAUCAUGGCUGGGCGAGAAGGCCAGACCAAGCCCUUAAUAUCGUGGCGGGACCCUGACCCGUUUCCUGUAGCUUUCAUGGGCGUGCACACUGGAUAUGGUUCUAUUGGUGUCUGGGAAAUAGAAAAUACUUCUGCAAAAGACGUCAUAGUUUCAAAUAGUAAUGAACACAUAUUUAAGCCCGUGGUGUGCGCAUCAACGCUAACGCGCCUUCGUCAGGGUACCGCCUGCGCAGGACAGACUGUCUUUGAGGAGAACUUCGACACUCUGCGCGAAGACAUCUGGGAAGUGCAACAAUACGUGCCAGUCGACCACCCUGAGCUGCCAUUCGUGUCAUAUCAGCGUUCCACGGUGUCUGUGAAGAAUGGGUACCUCCGUAUUGCUCCAAAGCUUCAACAAAACCAACCAGGUUUUACCCACUCCAGCAUGCUUGACGCCUUGGAUUUAUAUAAAGGAUGCACAUCUGGGCAAUCCAGUUCAUGCUUCGUAGAAGCCAGUGAUGGCUCUUCAGUUAUCCCGCCUGUGAUUGGUGGCCGCAUUACCAGUAAAUCAAGCUUUGCCUUCACUUACGGCACUGUCAGCGUUCGCGCUAAACUGCCUAAGGGAGACUGGAUUUACCCAGAGAUAUUAUUGGAAUCAUUCUCAAAGAAGUUUGUCUACGGAACAAAGAAUUCUGGAAUGUUGAAGAUAGCGUGCGCCCGAGGCAAUGAAGAGCUAAAGAAAGGAUCCACCCAGUACGGCAAUAAGGUGCUGUACAGCGGCCCUGUUAUCGACACAAAGUGUCACGACUCGCUGCUGGUCACCAAAAACUCAGACAAGUUUUGGGGUGAUGAUUUCCAUGUGUAUUCUCUUAAGUGGACACCAGAUAAUUUGAUUUUAUCGGUGGACGGCGAAGAAUACGCACGCGUGGACCCUGGUAGCGACGGUUUGCGCGCGCGUCUUCCAAAGACCUGCGCUGGACCACACGAAUCAGGGAUGGCCCCUUUUGAUGACCAUUUCUUCAUAACUCUAGGGUUGGCAGCAGGUGGUCACUCGGAAUUCCCUGACGAGUGCGUUACGAAGGAUAACCACUCGAAACCGUGGAAAAACCAGGCGUCGAAGGCAACCCUGAAUUUCUGGAAUGACAUCGACGCAUGGCAAGAUACGUGGGAACGACCGGAGAUAUUGAUUGACUAUGUGAAAGUAGUUGCAUUGUAAA